AUGAAAGGAGCACAUCCACCUUCUUCACCUCAGUCAUCUGUGAAUCAGGCAUCAUUCGCAGGAAAAUUUUCAGAAAAUGAGCUUAGAGCUGAAAAGUUACUCCCAAUGAUUGUGGAUUAUUCUAUUGAAUUUACAUCAGCUAUUCAUAAUGAUAUUCAUAGAUCUGUUGUAUUUGAAGGUGGAAAAUUAGUAGGAAAUAUAAUUUUAAAACCAUCUAGUAAUGUAUUUGAUACAUCAUUCGCUUUGAAAUAUCAACAACAAGUACAACAAAAUCCGAACUUGAUCAUUGAUAGGGAUUUAUCAUCACCUUUAUCAGCACCAUUCGCAUCAAGUAAUAUUUCAUCAAAUAGUAAUAAUUCAAAUUCAGCCUUCGGAAGUACCAAUAAUACUAUCCCUAUUGCUGAUCAAUUACUUUAUGGUUAUUUAUUUACAACAUUUGCAAACAUUUUUGAUAUUAAACCUGAUAAAAGUCAAGAUGCACAAGCAGAUGAUAUGUAUUUACCAUCAAAUAAUUUAAUUUUACUUGAUGAAAAACAAAGAGAAUCAUUAUUAUUUAAAUCUAAGAAAGUUUGGAGAGAAUUAUUUUCUAAAUUACAUAUCAAGACUUACAUCUCUUCUAGAUUUCCUGAAAGUGUUCGUUCAUCUACUCCAUCAACACCAGGUGGAUCUAGUUCUAGUGCAACAUCUAUAGAGAUUAAUUAUUUUGAUAAUAGCAAGGAAUUUAUUGAUUUUUAUUUAUUUAAAAGUAAUUUUGUUGCCAAGCAAGCUGUGAAUACUCAAAGUGUAUUUAUGGAAUUAACAUGUAAUGAGAUUGAACUAUUGGAUCAAGAUAGUACUGAUUUUAGAGUUACAUUUCCAUUUAGUAUUGAUGUUCCACUAAAUGACUCUAAUAGAAAUCCAUACUUUGUAAUUUCAGAAAUUUUCAUUCCUUCUGAUCAAUUCACUGAUAGUAUGGUUAGAUCAUUGGCUGAUGCUAAAUCACCAUCUUUCAAAGUUAAUAAUUUCGAUUUGGAUUUCCUUGUUUCUUAUGAAACAAGUUUACAAUAUAUUCCUUCAAGAAUAUUUUUAUGUGCAUUAUGUAAACCUAUAGUAUUGAGAAAAUCAAUCAAAUUACAAUCAAAAACAAAAUUGCUAAAUAUGAAAAAUUAUAUUCAACUAGUUCUAGAAAAUACUUGCGAAAAUCAAUCUCUUAAAAUUGAAAAGGUUGAACUCAACCUUACAAAUGCUAGAUUCUUUAAUUAUUUACCUCCUGGAGAAGCUCAAAAGUUAAUGAUAGUAAAUGAAAGAGAGGAAAAAGUGCCAAAUGAUUCUGAUGAAACAACUACAACAAAUUAUUUAUUAUCACCACCUCCUUCUACUAUUUAUGAUUUAUUUGACUGUUUUAUAGAAAAAUCACAAUUCCCAAUAGAAUUAAAACCUUUUGAACAAUAUACACUUAAUUUAUUAAUAACACCAAUUUAUAGAAAUAUGGAUGAAAUAAUUGACAAACUCCAAAAUAAGAAAUCCAUAGUUAAUUUAUUUAUGAAUAAUUCGAGUGUAACAGCAAGUAUACCUUUUAAUAGUAAUGGUACAUUAGAAAAUCAAUCAUCUAAUAAUUCAAUUGUAUGGGAUGAUAGUUUAGCUCAAUAUAAAUCUAAAGUUGAUAUUACUUAUACAAUUAAAAAUCAAGAAGAUGAAGGAAAAACAUCAACAUUUAAGAGUUUUAUGGAAGUACCAUGGGUUGCUAUUUUAAAACGUGGAUUAUUUGCAUCAAUCAAAUGUGAUAAGCAAUCAGUUGCAUUAAUGGCACCUUUUACAAUUUCAAUAUUUUUAUCUAAUUUUAGUGAUAGUGAAUGUGAUUUAAUUCUCUCAUCACAACCAACAGCAGAAUCUUCAAUAAUUUGUCAAGAUGCUCAAAUUGAUGUUGGUAUUGUAAAACCAUCUCAAUCAACCAAAGUUGUUUUGCACUACAUUGGUGUUCAACAAGGUUUACAUCACAUGGAUUUACUUUGUAUUUAUAAUAAGAAAACUCAACAACAAUUCAUCUUUCCUUUCUAUAUUCAAGUUAUCAUUACAAAAUAA
Messenger RNA from Naegleria gruberi, 2061 nucleotides. RefSeq lists its product as uncharacterized. Lineage: Eukaryota; Heterolobosea; Eutetramitea; Acrasida; Naegleriidae. Bases 1 to 2061 code for a protein of 686 amino acids. The record is from RefSeq and is a predicted model, not a curated record. The transcript has a single exon.